This is a messenger RNA of Anneissia japonica, 1367 nucleotides long. RefSeq lists its product as uncharacterized. The record is from RefSeq and is a predicted model, not a curated record. The transcript is spliced from 8 exons. NCBI's taxonomy places the organism in Eukaryota, Metazoa, Echinodermata, Crinoidea, Comatulida, Comatulidae. Bases 78 to 1367 code for a protein of 429 amino acids.
CCAAUAAAUAUUGUGAUACUGAUAGUGUUGGUUAUUCCUUUGAAUUAUUAUUUUCACCAUUAUCAUUUAUAAGUCAUAUGAUUUGUUUAUUACAGAAAGGAUUAACUCCUCUUGAUUAUUAUGAUCGUAAUAAAUGUAGUCAAUACGAAGUAUCAACAAAGAAGGAAAAAAAAGAUGAACUUAAAAAAUUGCUCAUAGAGCUAUCAGUUCCAGGAGAAAUAUUAGCAAGAGGUCCUGAAGCCAUUAAAGCAUUCACAUAUGAAGUCCAGAAUGGGGAAAUUACGAUGGUUAAUUCCAGAGUCAUGUUCUUGGGCAAAGAAGGAACGGGCAAAACAAGUUGUGUCCGUUCCAUGCUUGGCAAAGUAUUUAAAAACAACGAACCAUCAACAGAUGGUAUUGUAACAACAACAGUAUUUUAUACUGUUAAUGGAGAUUUCAUCAAAUGGAAGGAACAAAAGGAUGUGGAUGUUUGUGAAUUAACCAAGCAGAUACGUGAGCAUACCAUUGCAGAAAAUGUCGCCAAAAGGCUGAAGCAGCCAAAAAGCCAUCAAAACUCAUCUAAUUCUGCAUCAUCCAGUUCUACAGCCUCCUCAACAAUGCCAUCAGAAGCAGCAAGAAGUAUGACAGGCUAUACCAGUAAACUCCCUGAAGAAGGAAUUCAUAAGAAACUUGUUGCUAAACUUGCUAAAUCUGCCAGUGUCCAUCCGGAUAACCCAUUAGAACAAUUAAGUGCUUCUGGGGAGGGAUUUGACAAGAGUUUUGUACCAAGUGAUGUCACAUGCAUUUGGGACUAUGCUGGUCAGCUGACUUACUAUAUAUCACACAGAUUUUUUCUGACAGAUGGAUCAUCCUACUGUGUUGUAUUCAGUGUGUUAGAUGAUUUGGAUGCCCUUGCAACACCAAGAGAUUUCCAGCAAGGACAAUUUGAAAUGACAAAUCUUCAGAUGAAUGUGUUUUGGAUGCGGUCAAUAUACGAACACGCUGUACUACCCUAUCGUGAAAGGACACAAAAGUUAAUCAAUGGCAUAUCCUCACCAACGAUAAGUUUAGUUGCCACACACAAAGAUAAACUGUUGGGGACCGAGUCAGAAAAUGACAAGCUGAUCAGAACCAAGUUCAAAAGAAUAUUUGAUGAGAUAGAAGGAACACCAUAUGAAAGCCAUGUGGAUCGUGAGAUGUAUGUUGUAGAUAACACUGUGGCUAUGGAUGAAGGGAUUGAGAAAUUGAAGAAGAAUGUCGGAAAAUACAUGAAGGCAACGGCAAAACCUAUUCCCACUACUUGGGUUGAUUUCCAGUCCAAAGUACAAGACGUUGGAAAAACAAGACUCUGUGUUUCCUUGGAUGAGGUAACAUAUGCUUCCUUAUAA